AUGGUUCUGCACCAGUACGACUACCUUCUGGCGGUCGGCACCAUCUUCGCCUUCCUAGAUGCCUGGAACAUUGGUGCCAACGAUGUCGCCAACUCGUGGGCCAGUUCCGUCUCGUCCCGCUCCAUCAGCUACCUACAGGCCAUGUGCGGCGCGUCGCUCAUGGAGUUUUCCGGAGCCCUCGGUGUAGGUGGCCGUGUCGCCGAUACCAUCCGAACCAAGGUCGUCGACGUCAAGGCCUUUUCCGCCCAGCCGGCUCUUCUCAUGCUCGGCAUGGUCUGCGCCGUCACCGCCUCCUCCCUCUACCUCACCAUGGCGACCAAGUUUGGUAUGCCUGUCUCGACUACGCACUCGAUCCUCGGUGGUGUUCUCGGCAUGGGCAUAGGUGCUCUGGGUAACAAGGGCAUCACUUGGGUUGGCUACCACAAGGACGGCUCCCUUGAUCUGAAGCAGGGUGUCGUCCAGGUCUUCCUUGCCUGGAUCAUUGCCCCUAUCCUGUCUGGUAGUUUCGGUGCCAUGAUCUUCCUCCUCACCAAGUACGGCGUUUUGCUUCGCGCCAACCCUGCCGCCAAGGGUCUCUUCCUCGUGCCCAUCUACUUCUGGCUUACCUCGUCCCUCAUUGUCAUGCUGUUGAUCUGGAAGGGUGGUGACUACAACGUCGCCCUGACGGAGGCUCAGAUUCCCGGUGUCAUCGUCGGUGUCGGCGCCGGCUUCGCUCUUCUCAUCACCAUCUUCCUCGUUCCCUGGAUGUACCGCGUCGUCAUCAAGGAGGACUGGCAGCUCAAGACGUGGCACAUCCUCCAGGGCCCCCUCCUGCUCCGCCGCGGCGAGGUGCCCCCUCCUCCCGAGAACUUUACCGGCAUCGUCCGCAACUACUACGAGGGCCACAUGACGCGCGAGGAGCUCGACGCUCGCCGCAACCGCAACGCUGCCGUUGUCACCGGCGAUGUGGAGGGCCAGCAUGAGGCUGAAGGCCAGCAGGAAAAGACGGCCGUCUCAGACGUCUCCACGGAAGAGGUCCCCAAGUCCAGCCACAAGUCCCUCAUCGGCCCCAAGCCCGACGGAGCGUGGUACACUCCCGCCGUCGCCUUCUGGUGGCUCAAGUGGGCUGUCCUCCGCGGUGUCGACCAGGACAUUGUCGGCUCCCAGAGCGAAAAGUCGGUCAUUGCUGGCGAUGUCGAGGAGAUUCACGCCCACGCCCGCCACUUUGACAACAAGGCCGAGUUCCUCUACACCUUCCUCCAGAUCAUGACUGCCGCCGCCGCCUCCUUCACCCACGGCGCCAACGAUGUUGCCAACGCCGUGGGCCCCUACGCGUCCAUCUACCAGAUCUGGAAGACCGAGGUGGUUCCCCUCAAGGCCGACGUUCCCCGCUGGAUCCUCGCCUUUGGCGGUGCCGGUAUCUGCAUCGGUCUGUGGACGUACGGCUACCACAUCAUGCGCAAUCUGGGUAACCGCGUCACUCUCAUGUCGCCGUCGCGUGGUUUCUCCAUGGAGCUCGGUUCCGUCAUCACCGUCAUCAUGGCCACCCGUCUCGAGCUGCCCGUCUCGACUACUCAGUGCAUCACCGGCGCCAUUGUCGGCGUCGGUCUCUGCAACGGCGACUGGCGCGCCAUCAACUGGCGCAUGGUUUCAUGGAUCUACCUUGGUUGGUUCAUCACUGUGCCGGUUACCGGUGUCUUUUCUGGUGUCCUCAUGGGCUUCAUCACCUUUUCUCCUCACUGGUAA
Messenger RNA from Cordyceps fumosorosea ARSEF 2679, 1725 nucleotides. Its product is annotated as Phosphate transporter. The transcript has a single exon. Gene Ontology annotation, biological process: phosphate ion transmembrane transport. The record is from RefSeq and is a predicted model, not a curated record. Lineage: Eukaryota; Fungi; Ascomycota; Sordariomycetes; Hypocreales; Cordycipitaceae. Gene Ontology annotation, cellular component: membrane. The coding region runs from base 1 to 1725 and encodes 574 amino acids.